Molecule: messenger RNA, 4265 nt
Organism: Elgaria multicarinata webbii
Lineage: Eukaryota; Metazoa; Chordata; Lepidosauria; Squamata; Anguidae
Gene: SLC25A19
Product: solute carrier family 25 member 19
Exons: 7
Coding region: 114-1079 (321 amino acids)
Biological process (GO): thiamine pyrophosphate transmembrane transport
Cellular component (GO): mitochondrial inner membrane
Molecular function (GO): thiamine transmembrane transporter activity
Source: RefSeq, a predicted model, not a curated record
UUGGGGCGUUGCGUGGCCUGUCAUUGGCAGUUGCUUUGCUGCCGGGAUCAGCAACCGGCAUCAGUGUUCACAGGAGUGGAUGGAUAUCGAGGGUACCUGUGGGUCCUGUAGGGAUGGUUGGCUAUGACCCGGAUUCCGAGUGCUCGUCCCUUUCAACAGGGGAAAUAGCAGCAGCAGGAUCCGCAUCUGGGUUGGUCACUCGGGCAAUGAUCGGCCCCUUUGAUGUCUUAAAGAUCCGUUUCCAGCUUCAGAUAGAGCAACUUUCUGCCAGAAAUCCACAAGCUAAGUAUCAUGGUCUUUGGCAGGCCAUUUGGAAGAUUUUUCAGGAGGAAGGGCCAACAGCAUUCUGGAAGGGCCAUGUCCCUGCUCAACUCCUCUCAGUUACCUAUGGGGCAGUCCAGUUUGUAAGCUUUGAAUUCCUGACAAAGUUCGUGCAUGAUGGCACAGCGUACGACGCCCGCGACUUCACUGUGCACUUCGUCUGUGGUGGAUUAGCUGCUUGUGCCGCCACAGUGACAGUUCAGCCCCUUGACACACUGCGCACUCGCAUGGCUGCCCAAGGUGAGCCAAAGAUUUACAGGAACCUCCGCCAUGCUGUGUUAAGCAUGUACCAGACAGAAGGGCUGCGGACUUUUUAUCGGGGGCUCAGCCCUACUAUCAUUGCUAUUGUCCCCUAUGCUGGCUUCCAGUUUUCCUUUUAUAAUUUCCUGAAGAAGCUGUAUGACUGGAUCGUUCCAAAUGAAGAAAUGAAAAAAGGUAAUGUAAAAAACUUUGUGUGCGGCAGCUGUGCUGGAGUCCUCAGCAAAACCCUCACCUAUCCUUGCGACCUGUUCAAGAAACGACUGCAGGUGGGCGGCUUUGAGCAAGCCCGGGCAGCCUUUGGGCAGGUGCAGACCUACACAGGUUUAAUAGACUGUGCCCGACAGAUAGCACAGCAUGAGGGAGCCAUGGGAUUCUUCAAGGGCCUCUCCCCGAGCUUGCUGAAGGCUGCUUUCGCGACGGGCUUCACCUUUUUCUGGUAUGAGCUCUUCUGCGGCUUCCUGCGUAACCUGAAGGACUCCAGUGGCUCUAAGAAGUAGGAAGGCUGAUGUAAGCAAGAGCUGCAGUCUGCAGUGAAUGUUAUGGAGAUGUCAUUCUGUCUGCCUUGCCAUCAUACUUGCGGGACCGAGGGGUGUCAGGAGAAUGUGGAUGGGUUUGUGGAGUUAUCUCUGCCGAAGUCCAGGAUGUAAUCCGUUUGGCUCUGUCAAAAGCACUUCUGGCCUGAGCUUCCUGUCUGCAGCAGCUGCAUUGAGCACUUUCUGUCAGGCAUUGACUCAUGGAGUCAAUAUUCUACAGAUAUUCCCACUGAGGCUGUCUGACUUAGCACAGUUCACUCAAACCAUGGAGAAUAUUCUUGCCUCAUUUGCAAAGCUCUGUCUGCUCUUCCUGUGACUGAGGCCUUUCUAGCGGCUUUGAGUCAGCCCCUAGUCAAAGUGCCCAUGCCCCCUUUAAAAAAACCCCCUCUCCCGGGGGGCCAGUCUCCCUCCAAUUGCCCCUGCAGUCAGCUUUGUGGCUGGUCAGACUUCUCCAGCAUUGCUGUUUUGCAGAGUUUAUAGGAAACCAAUGCUGGCUGUUUCUUGCUGCAGGCAUUUUCUUAGGGGUGUGUGUGUGUGUGUGUUUAUGCCUGCCUGCCUGCCUGCCUGCCUAGCCAGUUCGUAGUUUGGUGGUUCUGCACAGGCAAUGCUAGCGUCAUGCCAUCUCCAUUCCCUGCCCUUACCUCUCAGCGAUGGUCUUAGAGGGCUCCACGGUAUCACAGGAGUUCCACAGCGAUGAAGCAAACAGUCAAAAUAGAUAGUGUGCUGCCUGCACAGCUAUCUCAGGGCCCAUCCAUCUGGCAGUUUUAGGGAAGAAUGGGUGUGUAUCUGCUGCCCACCAGUCUUCUGUGCUGGCAGUUCCAUGGGUGCUUGUGUUUUCUAUACGUUCCCCUGCCCCCCAUCUUGUUACUGCCACUCCAAACUGCCAGUGUGACAGGCCCACAAUUGAGGUACUUAUGUUUUGACAGUACCAACAUCUGCACUCCUAGCUUAACCCAUAAAUGCUGAAUGUAGAACUCCUGAUCUAAAUGGUUCAAAGUUGUCUUCUGGACAUACCUUGUCUUUUACUUUUGAUCAAUAAUGAAGAAAAAUGCCUGUCAAUACUAAUAUUAGCACAUUUUAAUCCAUAGUUUAAUGACUGCUAUCAAAUUAUUUUAUUCCUCCUGGCAGUUCAUCUCAAGACAAAGCUUCAAGCACAGCUGAAAGAGAUACUUCUUUACAGCAAACUCCCCAAAAGCUAGCAUUUACCGUAGCAAAUGAAGAGCUAAAUGGGACCAUUUGUCCAGUUGAACUUGUCCGGUCUUAGGUAUGAAAGAACCUGCAAGGAAAACCAGCCUGGAAACAUCUCUGUGCAAUCCAGUGCAGGUAUACUUGGAAGUAAGUUCCACUGCAUUCCGUGGGACUUACUUCUUGGGAAGUGCGUCUAGGAUUGCAGCCUGAGUGUAUGUCUCGGGCCCUGAGGGAUUAAAGGUUGGUGCUAUAUUCUUGGAAGGACAGAAUUCAUGUUCUAACCCGCCAAUCGUUUUCUUGGGCCGUUGGUAGGCGCUCUGUCCUCUUCAUUAAAGGCAUAGUAACAUUUAGGCUCAUGGGUUUGCUUGAAGUCUCUAUCCUCAUAAACUGGAUGCACUUGUGCGAAUUCAGUUUUGCCUGCUGUAAAAGAUGUAUGCACUUUUCCUAGUCCCAUUUCAGUUUACGGCAAGAAGAUUUCUCAUCCCCUUUAGGCACCUGUGUACUAGUAUAAGUGGAGCAUGCACUGUAGUUUUGGUGAUUUUAUUUUUAUUUAUUUAGAUAUUUUUAUUUCCCCCCCCCGCCCCCCCAGGCAGAAUAGGGAGAGUGAACCCUAUGCAGCCUCACAAGUUGAGUUGCUGACUGAGAUCUAAUGCAAACCAUCCACCUUUCUCACUAGGCAGAUUGUUUGACUUUCCAUCCUAUGACCACCCCUCACAAUGGAGCAGCACAUUUUCAUCCACAUCCCAAUUUGAAAGGCACAGUAGAAGAAAAUGUACCCAUGUUCCCAUCUGCCACAGCAUAAGAUCAAUGUAAGCAAGGCCUCAGGAGGGAAGGGAGAGAAGAGAGCGCAAGUGUAUUAAAGGGAUUCUUACAAAAUCUUCAGAGCCAACAGGGUGGAUCUUAUUUCUGGGGCUGUCAGGUCAUGCUGGAGCCAUAUUAUUUAGAGGCAUAGAAAUUAGAAACCAGAAAGAUCCUUCAAGUCACCUUCUCCUUCCUACCAACAAGACAGGGUUCAUCUUUGUGCACUUGCCUGCAUUUAUUUAUGUAAAUGACGUGAGGGUCAUAUCCCAGCUACUGAGUAUUGUUGGAAGAGAAUUGGACUGUACAGCACGAGUUACCUACGCCAAGAAUAAUAGUUUGUUUGCACUUCCUCAAGUGUUUCCAUUGGGCAGGCUGGUUCUUUCUUCAACGAUUGGGACUGGCUAGUUGAUUCAAACUCUUUUAUAGCAUUUACUUGAGGUGGAGCUACAUCUGCACAACCGACUAGAAGACACCUCUUCAGUAAGAUCCAUAAUCACACUCUUUGACCGGCCUGAUAUCGUGACAGCAACCAAAGGGAGGAAGCUCUGGAGAGACAUUUGGUUUACUGGCUAGUGUUUAUGAAUAUGAGGUUUCUACUCUGAUAUAAUCCAGUGCCCUUUAACUCACCCUCCAAUCUGCUUAGUUAUGUAGGUUAAAUGUAAUCUUGUGCCUUAUGCCACCUCCACAUCCAGAUGCACUUUACUAAGCAGAGCCUUAAAAGUCCAGCUGUUUACUGGGUGUCAUGGCAUCAAUAGCUCAUCUCUCCACACAUCCAGACAGUAGUUGAAAGCUGGAGUCUUGGACCCCUGUACCUUUGAGAACUCGACUUAGAUAUCUCUAAUGUACUCCUGUAAUGUAAUAUUUUUUUAUUUCCAAUAGAUUCAAUGAUGUGAGUUGCACAUCUUGGUUUGUGCUUCUUGGGAUGCUUUUUGAGGACUCUGUUUGCAUGUACAAGCACAAGAGACUAAUGUUUCAGGAUCAGUCACUGAGAUGGUUGUUCAACUCUCUUGCAUCAAAUCUUAACCCAUUACAACAUUUGUAUUUUUCAUAUAACACAUAUUUUUCAAGGGCACGGCUUAUGAGGAUUUGGACCAACCUCAGUUUUUCACCCUGUAUGGAAGAUGUGUUUCUCUUGGAAGAGUAAUAAAUAUAUUUAUCAGA